This is a messenger RNA of Trichogramma pretiosum, 1107 nucleotides long. RefSeq names its product protein CWC15 homolog (gene c12.1). The transcript has 3 exons. Gene Ontology annotation, cellular component: catalytic step 2 spliceosome. Gene Ontology annotation, biological process: mRNA cis splicing, via spliceosome. The record is from RefSeq and is a predicted model, not a curated record. Gene Ontology annotation, molecular function: RNA binding. Lineage: Eukaryota; Metazoa; Arthropoda; Insecta; Hymenoptera; Trichogrammatidae. Bases 160 to 852 code for a protein of 230 amino acids.
AGUAACGAGCAGUCGCCAAUAACUCAGAAUUCAGAUUAGAGUUUUUUCUGUGGCCAAGAUACGUGCAUCACUGUUUACAUCAUAAUAACAUAUCCGUUCGUCGAUUUAGGACGAUAGAACUUAACUGUUUUUGGCCAGUGAUAGAUUAUACCAGAGAAAAUGACGACUGCAGCGAGACCAACUUUCGAUCCAGCCCGUGGUGGACAGGGAAGAGGAGAAAAAGAUUUGAGUGCAAUAUCAAAACAAUACAGCAGCCGGGAUUUGCCCUCCCACACAAAAUUGAAAUUCAGGGAACAAGGCCAGGGUACCACAGAAGAACUUGCUCAGCGAGACUUCAGAAAGGAGCUGGAGGAGAGAGAGCGCGAAGUCAAGGAAAAAACAGGUGGCCGUAAUAGGAUGGCCAUAGAAGCUGCACCUUCUAUGAAAGAACCUGCUGCUCCGCCAAGUAAAAGGCAGAAAUUAGAAGUACCAGCUGCAAGUCUUGAUGCGGAUGAUCCGCUGGACGAGGAUGAUUCAGAAGUUGAAUCUGAUGAUGAUGAUGACACCGAAGCUCUAAUGGCCGAGCUCCAACAAAUCAAAAAGGAGCGUGCAGCAGAGGCAGCUAAAAAGGAAUCCGAAAAACGACAAGAAGAAGAAAGGAUUAGGAUGGAAAAUAUCAUUUCAGGUAAUCCACUUCUCAAAUAUGCAGCUCAGAGUGGUCGCACAGAUAUGAAAGUUCGUCGCAGGUGGGACGACGACGUAGUUUUCAAAAACUGCGCUCGGUCAGAGCCCAAGAAUAAGAGCAAUACAUUCAUAAAUGACUCCCUUAGAAGCGAAUUUCAUAGGAAAUUCAUGGAAAAAUAUGUUAAGUGAAUGGUGAAAAUCUAUUUGCACGAGGCUGUCAUAAUUAGAAAUACUUUCAUUUCAAUUAUCAAAAUCAUAUUUUUUAUGCUAGCAUAUUAGAUUUUAAGUCUGUAAAUAUUAAUAAAUAAUGAAUAUUAUGUUAGAAUAAAAAUUUUACUGAAACAUGAAUAUUAAAUAACCUGCUAAAUUUUUUUAUUUUUUCCGAUAUUGAUCGGAAUCUGGUCGGUUAAGAUUUACAUACAACUUUGUUUCAAAUAAAAAAAA